AUGGCGGCGCUGCUAGCAGCACCACCGUCCAAGGCUAAACCCUUCUCAGCUUUAGCCCCCCACCGCCCAAACGUUAAACCAGCAAACACCCAUAUUCCUGCUAUUACACAUUAUCAUCAAGAAUUUGUAUAUUAUGCUAGAACCAUUAGAAAAACACGAAAUUCCUUAAAUUAUGGUUCCAAAAGAAAAUUUGGAAAUGGCAAGAGUAAAAUUCCCAUUGCGAGUGCAGCAUCAAUUCCAUCACCAGAAUGUGGAAAAGAUUUAAAAUUUGGGAGAAUUUUGCUGUCUGAUGUGGUAGUGAAGAGGAGGAGGAAUGUGUAUUGGGGCAGAAAGUGGAAUUCUUUGGAUGUUGCCACCGUAGGAGUGGUGGUUGCUAUGCAUUCGCUGUGCCUAUUUGCCCCCUUCACAUUCAAUUGGGGUGCUUUAUGGGUUGCAGUUGGAUUGUAUAUUAUCACUGGCCUUUUGGGUAUCACUCUUUCUUUUCAUAGACAUCUUUCUCACAGGAGUUUCAAGCUUCCCAAAUGGCUUGAGUACUUUUUUGCAUAUUGUGGCGUUCAAGCACUUCAGGGAAGCCCAAUUGAUUGGGUGAGCACACAUAGGCACCAUCAUCAAUUUUGUGAUUCCGAGAAAGAUCCACAUAGUCCCAUAGAAGGAUUCUGGUUUAGUCACAUGAGUUGGCUUUUUGAUAGAAACUCCAUUCUUGAAAGGUGUGGAAAGCCCGACAAUGUUGGAGAUUUAGAGAAGCAACCCUUCUAUAAAUUUCUUCGAAGUACUUAUGUAAUCCACCCAAUUGCACUUGGAGCUCUAUUGUAUGCACUUGGAGGAUUUCCAUACAUUGUUUGGGGAAUGGGUGUGAGAAUCGUGUGGGUGUACCACAUUACUUGGCUGGUGAAUUCAGCUUGCCACGUUUGGGGAAAGCAAGCAUGGAACACGGGUGAUCUAUCGAGAAAUAAUUGGUGCGUGGCUAUGCUUGCAUUUGGAGAGGGCUGGCAUAAUAAUCACCAUGCGUUCGAAUAUUCAGCUAGACAUGGACUGGAAUGGUGGCAAAUAGACAUGACUUGGUAUGUAAUUAGGUUUCUUGAAGCUAUUGAAUUGGCCACUGAUGUGAAGCUACCGAACUCUACCCAAAAGCAAAGGAUGGCGUUUAGCAAUUGA
Fraxinus pennsylvanica is the source of this 1155-nucleotide messenger RNA. NCBI's taxonomy places the organism in Eukaryota, Viridiplantae, Streptophyta, Magnoliopsida, Lamiales, Oleaceae. The record is from the annotation of a GenBank genome assembly.